AUGCCUGCCGUCCAAGAAUCUUACACCAUCACCAUCCCAAAUUCUCCUCCGCCGCCUCGCAGCCUGUCAACGUACUCGCAAUUCAUUCAUGACCACACCAAGCGACAGAUGGAGGCAUCCGGCGCUUCGUCCACCCGCUCAAGUACGAGUAGUGCUUCGUCGACGACCACAAACCUGACCAACGGCGACUACCCACAAGCAUACUAG
Metarhizium album ARSEF 1941 is the source of this 207-nucleotide messenger RNA. RefSeq lists its product as uncharacterized. Bases 1 to 207 code for a protein of 68 amino acids. The transcript has a single exon. The record is from RefSeq and is a predicted model, not a curated record. NCBI's taxonomy places the organism in Eukaryota, Fungi, Ascomycota, Sordariomycetes, Hypocreales, Clavicipitaceae.